Molecule: messenger RNA, 546 nt
Organism: Trematomus bernacchii (emerald rockcod)
Lineage: Eukaryota; Metazoa; Chordata; Actinopteri; Perciformes; Nototheniidae
Product: histone deacetylase 8-like
Exons: 3
Coding region: 174-443 (89 amino acids)
Source: RefSeq, a predicted model, not a curated record
UAUUCUCCUUUAAAUAUCUUUAAUUCAUCGUAAAUUAGUUGCAGCGGAGACAGCGAUGAUGACAGCAGCUGUAAGCGGAAGGUGGCUUAUGUUUACAGCCCGGAAUACAUCCAGACUUGCGAUAGUUUAUCCAAAGUACCAAACAGGAUGAGUUACAUUCAUGAAACGCAAGUAUGGUCCACUCACUGAUAGAAGCCUACGGACUCCUUAAACACAUGAGCGUCGUUAAACCUCAGGUAGCGACCAUCGAGGACAUGGCCAAGUUCCACACAGACUCUUAUCUGGAGCAUCUUCACAAGAUCAGCCAGGACGGAGACAACGACGACCCGCAGUCCGGAGACUACGGCCUGGGUGAGAAGAGCCACGAAGAGCCUCUACACAAUCCCAUUUGUUAUCAGAAUCUGUUCAUUCACUACAGACAGAUUUAUGGAAGCAUUAGAUGAAAAAUAAAGGGUUUCAAGUGGAAACAAUUACUGCUAUAUGACUUUAUGAGAAGUGCUAUGCAGUUCUUCUUUGUCGGCAACAGAGGGCACUAUAACACAAGCU